CGCUCUAUGCUUUAGUCAGCACCGGCUUUUAAUUGAUUGUUGAGCGUCGGAACUUCGGAGGUAAAUUUCUCUAUUUACGCCAACCCUGUUCAUCCAAGAUCAUGGUGUCUAUUGAACAACUUUAUAAGGAUUAUGAGGUGCUUGCUGAAGCCGGAGCAGAUGCUGGCCAGCAUGAGUCGUCUUAUGCAUCCAUCUUGAGUGCAGUAGGUGGGGAUUCCCCUCAGAAGCAGCUCGCUGGUCAGUUCAUCCCAAAGUUCUUCAAAUACUUCCCCUCUCUGGCGGAGCAAGCAAUCAACGCUCAGCUCGACCUCUGUGAAGAUGAUGUCUCUAUGAUUCGUAGACAAGCGAUCAAGGAGUUGCCCAACCUGUGUAGAGACUCUGCUGAUCAUCUGCUCAGGAUUGCGGAUGUCCUCACACAGCUUCUCCAAUCAGACGAUCUCCCUGAACUCAACAUUGUACGAUCAGCUCUCAUGGCACUCUACAACAUUGAUUCCAAAGGAACCCUCGGUGGGCUCUUCAAUCAGAUCCUAUCAGGAGAUGACAAAGUGAGAGAUCGUGCGAUCAAGUUCCUUAACAACAAGAUCCAGACCCUGCCUCCAGACCGUAUCCCCAAGGAGGUGGAGGAGUUUCUGGUAGAGAAGACUAAAGAGGUCCUAGUGGAUGUUACUGGUGAGGAGUUUGUAAUCUUCAUGAAGCUUUUGACGGGACUGAGUAGUAUGCAGACGUUACUAGGCAGGAAGCAAUUACUUGACCUCGUCACAGAACAAGCUGACCUUUCAUCAGAUUUCCAGCACACAGACUCAGACUCAGUAGACAGGCUAAUGCAAUGUAUUCGACAAGCUAUGCCAUUCUUUUCAAAAAACGUCCAGUCAACGGCGUUUGUGUCGUACAUAUGUGAACGUGUCCUCCCCAAUCUCACCUCCCUGGCUUCAGCACCCGAUGAGAACGGAGCUUCGGGCGAAGAGAAGAAGGACAAAGAGAAAGAUUCAAAUUCAGGAGGUGCCAAACUAGAAAUGUUGAAGCUGCUUGCCGAGAUGGCAGCUAACUGCGGAGAUCUACCGGCCGAACCACACAUAGCCAACCUGUUCAGCACGUUAGUGGAGUACAUGCCUCUGCCUCCCGCAGCUGAAAGUGAGGACAGUGAGAACACACCGGCCAGUGAAGGUCCUCAGCUCCAGUUCUCAUAUGUAGAAUGUUUGAUGUAUACAUUCCAUCAGCUGGCCAGGAAGCAUCCUGAAUACUUAACAAGUGAGGAGGAUACUGUCCCUGAGAGGCUCAAGGACUUCAGGCUCAGGUUGCAGUACUUUGCUAGGGGUGUACAGCUUUAUAAGAGGCAGCUUCGUCUAGCGCUCGAGGGCAAGGUUGGAGAUCAGCUGAAGACAGAUGAAAACAAGCUCAAGGUUGUCGCCCUCAGGAUCACAUCAAACAUUGACUUACUCACAAAGGAUCUGUUCCACAACCCUCCCUCGUAUAAGAGUACAGUCAUACUGUCAUGGAGACCUGUUACCAAGCAACCAUCUUCACCUAAAGAACAACCAGGACAAAAGAGGAGCAACAUCACCCCCAUCUCGUUCCCCGAGGGAGUUGCCCCAGCCAAGAAGAAGAGCCAGAAUAGGGGUGGUGGAGGGGGGCAGAAGAGGAGUAACAGGGGUAUGUAUGCACCCCCUGGUGGAAAGUACAGUCAGAAGGCAGGCUCAGCUCCUGGAGGCGGUGAUGCUAACUAUGGAGAUAACUACGGAGGCAUGCAGGGCUACCAGAACCAGCAGGGGCGUGGAGGCUACGGGCGCACCAGAGGACGAGGGAGGGGCCGAUACUACUAGGAGAAUAACCUCAUAGGAUGCUACAUAGGAUGUAUAUACACUGAACUCUAGUAUGUACAAUCAAACCUGCUUUAGUGACCACCUGUCUACAAAGACCACCUGUC
Messenger RNA from Strongylocentrotus purpuratus (purple sea urchin), 1924 nucleotides. RefSeq names its product apoptosis inhibitor 5. Gene Ontology annotation, molecular function: RNA binding. Bases 102 to 1820 code for a protein of 572 amino acids. The transcript is spliced from 12 exons. Gene Ontology annotation, cellular component: nucleus. Lineage: Eukaryota; Metazoa; Echinodermata; Echinoidea; Camarodonta; Strongylocentrotidae. The record is from RefSeq and is a predicted model, not a curated record. Gene Ontology annotation, biological process: negative regulation of apoptotic process.